Messenger RNA from Lacerta agilis (Sand lizard), 2469 nucleotides. RefSeq names its product PBX/knotted 1 homeobox 2 (gene PKNOX2). Gene Ontology annotation, biological process: regulation of transcription by RNA polymerase II. Gene Ontology annotation, molecular function: RNA polymerase II cis-regulatory region sequence-specific DNA binding; DNA-binding transcription factor activity, RNA polymerase II-specific. Bases 481 to 1914 code for a protein of 477 amino acids. Lineage: Eukaryota; Metazoa; Chordata; Lepidosauria; Squamata; Lacertidae. The transcript has 13 exons. The record is from RefSeq and is a predicted model, not a curated record.
GUACCUUCUGGAAUUGGAUCCUGAGCUGUCUGCCUUUCAAGCUGAUCUGUUCCAAAGGAUCACUGAAUGAUCAGUUUGCCCACUGAUGAAGCUUGGCUUGAGUUCUAAUCAUUGUCAAUCCAACUGUCCUCCGUCCGAACCAGCGUUGUCAAACUUUUCGAACUUCAUGGGGCUUCUCUCUACAUUUUCAUCACUGAACACAUUGAACAGCAUCUGAGCCACAACAGAGUGCUGAGGGACUGCACAUGCUACCUCUUGCCAGUUGGAGAAGAACCCAUUAAAAAGUACUCUCUAGGUGGCUCUGCUGUGGCUGGAAGAAGCAGCUUUUGUGUAACCAGCAGAGAAAGGGCAGAGGAGAGGGUUUCAAAGGACAAGCGGCUCCCGGAGAAGACUCCAUAGAAAGCACCGCAUUUUCCAUCGUAUCACAUACACAACAGUGGAGCAGAUUGAUUUCCGUUCUAGAUGUGAAUCAACCCCAGGAUGCAACAUGUCUCCCCAGCGCCAGCUCUGACAAUGAUGGCCGCACAGACUGUGCCCCCUCCCCCUUAUCAAGAAACCCAACAGAUGACUGCCACAGCGCAACAGCCGGCCAAAGCCCAGCCAGUACACAUCAACACACCUUCAGCAGCCGCCAACACUCCUAUCCCCAGCACUCCCAUCGACCCUCAGGCACAACUGGAGGCUGACAAGCGGGCUGUCUACAGACACCCUCUCUUUCCCCUCCUGACCCUGCUGUUUGAGAAAUGUGAGCAGGCAACGCAAGGCUCAGAGUGCAUCACUUCUGCCAGCUUUGAUGUCGACAUUGAGAAUUUCGUACACCAGCAAGAACAAGAGCACAAACCAUUCUUCAGCGAUGACCCUGAGCUCGACAACCUGAUGGUGAAAGCCAUUCAGGUCCUGAGAAUUCACCUCCUGGAGCUGGAGAAAGUGAAUGAAUUGUGCAAGGACUUUUGUAACCGUUACAUCACCUGCCUCAAAACUAAGAUGCACAGCGACAACCUACUCAGGAAUGACCUUGGGGGGCCUUACUCCCCAAACCACUCCUCCAUAAACCUACACACACAGGAUAUGCUGCAGAAUUCUCCUAACUCAAUGACUGCAGUACCCGGCAACCCCCAAGGAAUCGUGGUGCCUGCAUCAGCACUGCAGCAGGGGAACAUCUCCAUGACAACAGUCAACUCACAAGUUGUGUCAGGUGGAGCCCUUUACCAGCCUGUAACUAUGGUAACGUCUCAGGGCCAGGUGGUAACCCAAGCAAUCCCACAGGGAGCCAUUCAGAUCCAGAACGCGCAGGUUAACCUGGACCUGACCUCCCUCCUUGACAGCGAAGAUAAAAAGUCAAAGAACAAACGAGGAGUCCUGCCGAAGCAUGCCACGAAUAUCAUGCGGUCCUGGCUCUUCCAGCAUCUUAUGCACCCUUACCCAACAGAGGACGAGAAAAGGCAGAUAGCAGCCCAGACUAACCUCACGCUUUUGCAAGUCAACAACUGGUUUAUCAAUGCCCGGCGACGUAUCCUGCAGCCCAUGCUUGAUGCAAGCAACCCAGAUCCUGCCCCCAAGGCCAAGAAGAUCAAAUCCCAGCACCGGCCUACGCAGAGAUUUUGGCCCAACUCCAUUGCGGCUGGAGUACUGCAGCAACAAGGAGGCAACCCUGGUACUAACCCUGAUGGCUCUAUAAACAUGGACAACCUGCAGUCCCUCUCCUCUGAUAACGCCACCAUUGCCAUGCAGCAGGCCAUGAUGGCUGCGGCUCACGAUGACUCACUUGACGGGACAGAAGAUGAGGAGGACGACGAGAUGGAAGAGGAGGAGGAAGAGGAGGAGGAGGAGGAGGAGCUGGAGGAGGAGACCGAGGAACUCCAGACAACAAAUGUUAGCGACCUUGGCUUGGAGCACAGUGACUCGCUUGAGUAAAGGACCCUGGUCAGUGGUGAAGCAUAUGCCUCCUGAGAAACCUGGCUGCUUGACGAAAUCAUUGGCCUGAGAAGAGAGCCUGAACUUUCACGUACAAGCCCUGCACCCCUUUAAAGAGAUCAUUCAACGACAAUGCCCUUACCCCGAGUCCGGCUCACCUGCUUUCAGUUGCAGGAGCGGACACAAAUGAUGCACAUUUAAGAGACCUGCCGAAUGUGCAAAGUGAUUAUUUAAGUGAAGGAGACACGUUUACAAGGCACAUAUUGUGGCCAGUUCAUUUCUUUUCUUUUUUCCUUUGUUUUUGAUAAUAACAACAACAAAAAGUGUUUUUAGGGUAAGCUGUUUUCUGUACGACUGAAUGUUUUAUGGAUGUUCUAAUGCAAAGCCUUUUGGUGACAUGCAAUUGAGAGGCAAGUCUGUUUUCAUUUUCACAGCUUUUAUGAGAGAUUUAUAGAUGCAGAGAGAGAGAGAGAGAGAGAGAGAGAGAGAAGAGAUUGGUGGUUUUUACAAAAAUAAACUAAAAGACUGUAAUGAUUAUAAAUAUCUAGAUGUAGG